AUUAGGUACCCGAAUUUUCGGAAGUCUUCCCAGGUGCGCCUCACGUACCUCAACAUGUUGCUGGCUGUCUACCCUACCCUUCUGUUCCAGAUGGUGUUCCAGAAUUGUUGAAUGUGGUUGAACUUGAACUUGAAAGUUGAAGUUGUAGCUGCUGAUUUUUGCGAAAUUGCGUUUCGCUCUAAAAGUUGUGUUCUUGUCCAAGCUCUCUUAUCGUUUGCUGAUUGUUGGCGAAUCCACUGCAGUCCAUUGUCCCUGCUGCUGUUUCAAGUGCAGUCACCAUAGCGCAUAUCUUUUGCAGCGCUUGUUUCAUUCAAAGACGCGCAAUCAUUCAAUCCUGCAAAACUGUUGCCCGGCCUUGACAAGUGUGAAGCCGUAGAUCUGCCACGCAAUUCAGAGCUGUUGAAUUGUAGGGUCCUUGAGCAGAGAUGGCAGCCGCUGUGGCACCACAGCAGCCGCAGCAGCCAGAGGCGCAGCAAGAGGCAAGCACGUCUCAGGGUGCCGCACCUCCUCCCCUCCGGAAACCAACUUUCUGCAAGAUCGCAGACCUACGGCCGGGGACGUCCGGCCACAAUCUUGUGGUGAAAGUGGUCUCUAGCAAGGUGGUCCUGCAGCGGGCGCGCCCUGACGGCAGCAAGAUGCGGCAAGUGCGGAUUGCGGAAUGUAUAGUGGGGGACGAGACCGGAGUGAUUGUCUUCACGGCGCGCACCUUACCAAAUUGUGAUCAGGUCGAGCUCAUGAAGGAGGGCGCCACCGUGACUCUACGGAAUGCCAAGAUCGACAUGUUUAAGGGUUCAAUGCGACUUGCAGUUGAUAAGUGGGGUAUUGUCACUGCCACGGAUGACGCCAGCUUCGAGCCGAAGGUUGACAACAACCUGUCUCUGGUUGAGUACGAGCUUGUAAAUGUAAUCGACGAGUGAUUGGUCUUUUUUCGACAGUGUGAAUGGUACUUCAGCUGCAUAAGCAUGCGCAAGCUCAGGCCCAGCCAGUAUGUGUAUUGAAGAGAGAUUUCUCAGCGUGCCUAGAGACCGAGAAGAAUGCUUGAUGCAAACUCCGAAGGCUUGCCAGGUAAAUCUUGGAUUUGUGUUCGUGCAACGUCUUGAUUUGCUGGCUGCGUCAAAAUAGGAGUCAGCUAGAGUGCUAGCCAGCCAAAGGCUCUGGAACCAAGUAAACUUCUGACUGUAAUGCAGCUUCCGACACGCAACCGUCACUCAACCUAGUACGUCACUUUGGACACUAAUCAUAACUCCGAGCAAGCGGGCCUCGUUGCCCGCUCGUAGGUUGAAUGUUUAUGAGGCGGCGGCUGAUCAGGUGAUAAGUACGACAGGCCAGUUGUUUACUCGGUCUGCAAUGAUUUAAUGCAUGUUGCUG
Klebsormidium nitens is the source of this 1368-nucleotide messenger RNA. The record is from the annotation of a GenBank genome assembly. NCBI's taxonomy places the organism in Eukaryota, Viridiplantae, Streptophyta, Klebsormidiophyceae, Klebsormidiales, Klebsormidiaceae.